This is a messenger RNA of Aspergillus aculeatus ATCC 16872, 1635 nucleotides long. RefSeq names its product spermidine synthase. Lineage: Eukaryota; Fungi; Ascomycota; Eurotiomycetes; Eurotiales; Aspergillaceae. The transcript is spliced from 3 exons. Bases 1 to 1635 code for a protein of 544 amino acids. The record is from RefSeq and is a predicted model, not a curated record.
AUGUCUUCUCUUGGUGCCCUGUGGCAAAAACCCACCACCAGGCAGCUGGUGACCGGUGCAGCACUGCUGGUGCUCACCGCGUUCUACUCGCCUUUGACGGUUCUGACUUUGGCCCCUGUCUAUGGUACUCACGGUACACACGUUUUCCAUGCCUAUGGAGUUGCCAUUGUGGCCGCUGUGGGAUGGUUCAUGAAGGAUCACAUCCAGCGACUCUCCGGCCGGAAGGCGGUCUACUUCAUUCCAGUCGUGGCCUUCUGGAUUCCCACCAUUCAGACCUUCCUAUUCUCGUCGAGCUCUGUUCUGGGAAAUCCUGUCGGCCCCAUCUUCACCGAGAUAGCUGCCUACUAUCCAUUGGUCAUCCUCUCUGUCGCCUGUGCAGGCAAGCUGGUGCAGGCAGGUCUGGAUCUAGGCCGCCACGGUGAAGCCGUUGCCGAGCACGUUCCGCUCCUCUCCACCUAUGUCAUCUACAAGGUUGGAGAGAAGAUCGCCAAGGCAUUUUUGGGUAAGUUCAUCGGGUCGACCAUCUUCUUCAGCCGCGCCGGCUUGCAAUUCUUGCUGCCCGCCUUGUACUCUGCCGUCAUCCCCUCCAAAUUCCUGCUCUUCGCAGUCCCCUCCCUGCUCCUCUCAGCCACCUCCAACGUGCAUCUCAGCGACGGAGCCCUAAACUCGUACUUGAACGAUGAGGGCUUCGCGCUGGUUGCCCGUCAGGAUUCCAACACCGGCUACAUCUCGGUGCUCGAUAACCUGAACGAUGGUUUCCGAGUCAUGCGAUGCGACCACAGCCUGCUGGGAGGCCAGUGGACCAGAAUGCCGCGCGGCUACAGCCCUGCCACCUUGGACCCGAUCUACGCUGUCUUCACCAUGCUGGAAUCCGUCCGCCUCGUGGAGACCGACCACGGCGAGCCUCGCGUGGACGCCGACAGCAAGGCACUCGUCAUCGGUCUCGGUGUUGGAACCACGCCUUCAGCGCUGAUCGAGCACGGCAUUGAGACCACCAUCGUGGAAAUCGACCCCGUCGUGCACCAGUUCGCAUUGGAAUACUUCCACCUCCCCUCGAACCAUAUCGCCGUCAUUGAAGACGCCACCACAUUCGUGGAGCGCUCUCCCCCGGCGCAGUAUGAUUACAUCGUCCACGACGUCUUCACCGGCGGCGCUGAGCCCCUCGAGCUCUUCACCAUCGAAUUCAUCGAGAAACUCGCCUCCCUUCUUAAAGACGACGGCGUCAUUGCCCUUAACUACGCCGGCGACAUCACCCUCUACCCCGCGGCCCUGACCAUCCGCACCGUCCGCGCCGUCUUCCCGACCUGCCGCAUCUUCCGCGAGGCGGCCGAGAACGACGACCUUAACAACGACUUCACCAACAUGAUCAUCAUCUGCAAGAAGAGCGCCGCCACCCCGCUGCGCUUCCGCCAGCCCACCGCCAACGACUACCUGGGCAGCAAAUUCCGCGAGACCCACCUGCUCCCCCGCCACGAGGUCGACCCCGCCCGCUUCGAGGUCAUCCCGCCCAACGGCCGCCGCCUGCUGACGGCCCGCGAGUCCCACCUCCUGCACAAGUACCAGGAUCGCUCCGCCCUCGAGCACUGGCAGAUCAUGCGCACCGUGCUGCCGGAUCUGGUGUGGGAGUAUUGGUGA